UUGCUUUCUUGGGCAUAAUACAAAUUUUUAUAUCUUACACUGUUGCUUUAUUUCAGCUGAGGUAUGGGGUGGGGUAUAAAAUUUGAAUGCUUUUCUUGCCCUUUUUACUAUUUAUUCUUUUUGUUUGGGUUGAUCAGCACCUAGUUUUUAUUUUAUUUUAUUUUAUUUUUAUUAAGGCAGAGAAAUUCAUGUAAUUGUAGGACAUACAUAACCCAAAUGGGCAAGUCAUAUCAUGCGAAAAGAUCUUAAAUUUGAAUUCCCUUUUUAAAACAUAUAUAUUCUGGUACUGCACUGUCUUGUAACAAGGGAGCAGUUGAAAGACAAAGCAACUUUAUGUUUUUCAUCUCUAUUUACAUGUGGGUCCUACAUCUACUGUUGCAGCACUAUCAUUCAGGGUUCUCCUUACUCCUAAUUUAUAACAUAUUAGCUUCUUGUAUAUUGUAAUGUCUAAUAUCUGGAAUUUUUUUCAACCAGUGCAUCGAUAAAUUGUAUGCUUGAAAAAUUAAAAGAAAUUAAUAGCCAUUAUGGCUAUUGGGUGCUUGAUAUUUUGAAAUUUAGAGAUUAACCUGUUUUGAUUUGGUACUGAUCUGGUAGAUCUUGAUGUAGCUUCAUCAUUGCUACCGAAUUUGUUGGCUAGGUUUAGAUCUGCUGUCCUCCAACCUCCUGGAACUGGUAUACUUAUUAGUUUUUGCGGAGAGGUUUCAUUUGAACUUUACCCGUAUAGAUUCUGAACUCGUGGAUCUACGAAAAGAUGUUCUACCAGAAUAUUGCUGGCCAAUAAUUGAUCAGUUUACUGUUAAAGAAUCACGACUUGUUUCAUAGUUUAUUAUUGAUGCCCAAGAUAGUCAAAGGCUGCAUCAUGACAUUUAAAAUGGCCAAACUCUCAGGCUGUCAGAUGGCUUAAUGGCUAAAUAGAAAACCCCUUUAGACCAAGGGUAUAGUGGCCAACUAUUUGCCUCAGUAUUCAAAUCCCUGCUUCCCCCUCUUCUUCCUCCCUUGAAUAAAAAAUGGCCAAGCAGCUAAAGCUGCAUGUUCUUCUGAGAAGUCUGCCAAUCACACAACGUGCUCUAUAAUCUUGUCAUUAGACUCUUGAAAUAUAUAUAUGACGGGGUUGCAUUCUAAAACAUUUGCAUUUUUGUUUAAAGAAAAGGAUACCGUUUGCAAGCAGAUUGGCAUAAACUACUUGUGCUUGCUUUUGUGCAUAAUUGUAUGUCAAAAUGCGUGCUUUCAAAGGCUGCUUCAGCUUGAAGCAAUCCAGAAAACGGCGAGGGCAUGAGGAUCCUAUCAUACUUGCUUCUGAGACACCUUGCUAUGCCAAGAAAUCAUGCCAAAAUGGUCACUUUGAUUGCUGUGGUAAUGUUACUAUAAAUGAAAUAGAGGCUUUGUAUGAUCUAUUCAAGAAGCUGAGUAGCACCAUAAUUGAUGAUGGUCUUCUUCACAAGGAAGAAUUCCAGCUUGCCCUUUUUAGAAAUGGCAGUAAGCAGAAUCUUUUUGCAGACAGGGUAUUUGAUCUUUUUGAUGUAAAGCGUAAUGGAGUAAUUGAAUUUGGUGAAUUUGUUCGGUCAUUGAGCAUCUUCCAUCCAAAUGCUCCUGAAGUAGACAAAAUUAUAUUUGCAUUUAGACUGUAUGAUCUGUGCCAAACUGGCUAUAUUGAGCGUAAUGAGUUGAAGGAGAUGGUAUUGGCUGUUCUGUCUGAAUCAGAUGUGACACUUUCCAAUGAUGAUGUUGAAUCCAUUGUAGAUAAGACAAUGCUUGAAGUAGAUUUAAAAGGAGAUGGAAAGAUUGAUCAAGAAGAAUGGAAGGAAUAUGUGGCAAAGAAUCCAUCUCUUAUAAAGAAUAUGACUCUUUUAUAUCUCAAGGAACUAACUCUGGCAUUUCCUAGCUUUAUAGUGAACACUGAAGUUCCAGACUGGAAAUAAUUUUCAUUAAUUCUCCUCCAAUGAGAUGCCAUAAACAGUGAGAAAUCUUUGGGCCUAAAGCAGCAUAUGAACAUGAAUAAAGAACCAAGAAUUCUAUGGAGAUGCCCUUAAGAUUAAGCGUGCAAGGAAUUGAACCAAAGUGUAUAAUGUCUAUUACUUCUAGCAUCACUUAUUAAUAAGCUUGCAAUCAAAGAAUUUAGACCAAGAUGGUUUGUGUAUUCUUUUCAUAUUGUUACUAAAACAUCCUGUGAGGUUUGCCAAAAUAUAAUAGACAUUGAAGUUUAAUUCUGUUAAACUUUAGUUUUUCUAAUAUAAUAUGAUAUUUUUAGUGCAA
Hevea brasiliensis (rubber tree) is the source of this 2253-nucleotide messenger RNA. Its product is annotated as calcineurin B-like protein 8. Gene Ontology annotation, molecular function: calcium ion binding; kinase binding. The coding region runs from base 1218 to 1919 and encodes 233 amino acids. The transcript is spliced from 10 exons. Lineage: Eukaryota; Viridiplantae; Streptophyta; Magnoliopsida; Malpighiales; Euphorbiaceae. Gene Ontology annotation, biological process: calcium-mediated signaling. The record is from RefSeq and is a predicted model, not a curated record.